AUGGGGAGAGCGCCGCAGCCGCUCGUACAGCUUCUCUUGUUGUCGUUGGCUGCCACUGGUGCCGGUGUUGGGGCGGUGGGCAUAGAUUCUUCCUCAUCCACAUGCACGACACGCGGCGGAGGCAGAGAGCACCCGUCUCGUUCAUGCACGCCCGCUGUUGAAGAAGGCGCGAGGCCAUCCUUCGCGAAGAGCUGGGUGUCUAGAGCGCGGGGUGGGGGAGGGUCCAGAGUCACUGCAGGCGGUGGCGAUGGAGGGGGUGGCGCUGCGAAGGGCGGGGAUGGGGGUGAGUCUGGGGCUCAUGACCAGGACAUCGAGCUGGCUCUACUGGGCAACUUCCCCAACAGGGUUAUCCUUGACGAAGCGGCGGAGACUGGGCUAGAGGCGGAUGAUGACGACGACACCGGUGACGUCGCUCUCAUGAGUCCCACCAAGAUGGAGACACUCGGAAUUUUCCCCGGAGACACGGUGAUCCUGCGCGGACGCCGCCGUCGCGAGACCCUCAUCGUCGCCCAGCCGGACGAGGAGUUGGACGCGGAUGGGAAGGGGGACAGGAUGCGAGUGACUCGCCGAGUGCGGCGGAACCUUCGAUGCCACCUAGGUGACACCGUGUCGGUCUUGGAGGCCCCCAGCGUCAAGGACGGCACGUUCGUGAGGAUUUUGCCGUACCAGGAUGACGUGGAGAAUGUAAAGGGUGACCUUAUCGACACGCUGCUCAGCCCCCACUUCGAAGGGAAGUUUCGCCCUCUACACGUCGGGGACACCUUCACGGCGAAGGCGGGGCUCCUGUCCGUGGAGUUCCGCGUGGAAGAGAUUAGGGUUUCCGGCGGAGGAGAGCGGGAUGAUGACGGGGAGGGGGGGGAGGAGGCGCAGUACUGCGUCGUGACGGAAGAGACUGUCAUUGACUGCGAAGGCGAGCCAAUCAAGCGCGAGGAUGAUGACCGUCUGAACGAGGUCGGCUACGAUCAGGUUGGGGGCUGCAGCCGCCAGGUGGAGGGCAUCCGAGAGCUCAUCGAACUCCCCCUCCGGCACCCGGAGAUUUUCAACCGAGUUGGCGUGCCAGCCCCCCGGGGAGUUCUCCUCUACGGCCCCCCUGGCUGCGGGAAGACUCUUCUGGCUCGCGCGGUGAUCGCUGAGACGGGAGCGCAUUUGGUCACCGUGAAUGGACCAGACAUCAUGGGAAAGGUGGCGGGCGAGAGCGAGACUAACCUCAGGAAGGCCUUUGAGGAGGCGGAAGAGAACUCCCCCUCCAUCGUAUUCAUCGACGAGGUCGACUCCAUCGCACCGAAGAGGGACAAGGCCGGCGGAGAGACGGAGAAGAGGAUCGUGUCUCAACUCUUGACCUUGAUGGAUGGCAUCAAGCCGACGUCGCACGUGGUCGUUAUCGCCGCCACGAACAGACCGAACGUGAUCGACCCGGCGCUCCGGCGGUUCGGCCGCUUCGACCGAGAGCUUGACAUCGGCAUCCCUGACGAACAGGGCCGGCUCGAGGUGCUGGGGAUCAAGACCCGAGACAUGAAGCUUGCUAGCGGGAUCGACCUCAAGAAGGUUGCCCGGGACACACACGGUUUCGUUGGGGCCGAUAUCGCUCAGCUUUGCAUGGAGGCGGCCCUGGCUUGCAUCGCUGAAAAGUCGCACGAGUUCGACGUAGAUUCCGAGCUGGAUGCGGAGAUGCUCUCCAGCCUCGAGAUCACGAACGAUCACUUUGUCAAGGCGCUCGAGACGAGCAACCCGUCUUCGCUGCGAGAGACGAUGGUGGAGGUGCCGGACGUCACCUGGGCUGAUAUCGGAGGGCUCGAAGACGUCAAGCGGGAGCUGCAAGAGAUGAUCCAAUACCCCGUGGAAUAUGGCCCGCUUUGGCACAAGUUUGGUAUGUCUCCCUCCAAGGGGGUUCUGUUCUACGGCCCCCCUGGGUGCGGGAAGACUCUGCUGGCGAAGGCUGUGGCCAACCAGUGUAACGCGAACUUCAUCUCCGUGAAAGGACCCGAGCUACUGUCGAUGUGGUUCGGCGAAAGCGAGGCAAACAUCCGCGAGCUCUUCAACAAAGCCCGGGCAGCGUCCCCGUGCAUCCUGUUCUUCGAUGAGAUGGACUCCAUCGCUAGGGGCAGGGGCGGAUCGGGCGGGGGCGGCGGCGGGAGUGACGUGGGAGACCGGGUGAUCAACCAGAUUCUAACGGAGAUUGACGGCGUCGGACCGGCUAAGAUGGUCUUCAUCAUCGGAGCCACGAACAGACCGGACAUCCUAGACAGUUCCGUCACUCGCCCAGGACACCUGGACCAGCUGAUCUACAUCCCCCUGCCGGACCACGACAGCCGGCUGUCGAUCCUCCGAGCUAACCUCCGAAAGAGCCCGGUUUCGGACGAUGUGGACAUGGACGCCAUGGCCGAAGCUACUGACGGGUUCUCGGGGGCCGACUUGACAGAGAUCUGUCAGCGGGCGGCGAUGAACGCGAUUCGCGAGAGCGUGAGACACGAGAUCGACGUGACCUUCCGUGCGGAGGAGCGGGCAAGGAUACGGGAGGAGGAAGGCCUCGAGUCUGAGGAUGAGGAGGAGGAGAUGGAGGGCCCCGAUCCGGUUCCCGCCAUCACGAGGGCUCACUUCGAGGAGGCUCUCGGACGUGCUCGCAAGUCGGUCAAGCCAGAGGACAUCGAGCAGUACAAGAGCUUUGCCAAGAACUUGAAGGAUGAGCGAGGGUUCAACGAGUUCAGCUUCGAUGAGUUCGAAGAGAAACUCGCCAAGGAAGAAGGCGUUUUGGCAGCGGGGGAAGUGGACGAGGACGAGGACGAAGACUUGUUCGGGUAGAUUCACCAGACGGAACGUCUGCUCGUCAUGCCUGUCGUUUUGGGAGAUACGGUAGAACACCACGACGCCAAGCCAGUCCGCCGAUGCGUCACCUUUGGUGUUGUCGGUCAAAUUGGGACACAAACGCAGUUGAAGAUGGAAAUGUUUUGGGGUCAUAAGAGUGGGUGAACCGGCCGUUGCCGGAUGAUGAUGUCUCUCCUUUGUCAUCCUUGACGUGUGCGCAGAAGCGUGGGGGGAUGUUAGAUGUUGAGGGACAUCAAACGCCGGUACGCGCGUGCCUGCCGUUUUCAGCGAGACUUGCUGUGUGGGUGCAUUGAAUGACAUCGUCCGGGUUGCAUGCACCAAUUGUUUCGGAGAGAAGUGGUGUGGGCACUGUGGAACAAGAAGACGAUGCGAAGCCUUUCGGUGUGGCAAGACCAUCACCUGGUGUUGACGUUGUAGCAGUGGCACACGAGUUCAGUUUGUGGCCUGCCCCGAUCUUGUGUCACACAACGCGGGUUUCGGGAGAAAAUGCGGGGGCAGCCGUUCGUCACUCCUCGUAGUGAAAGCUGUCGUCCGGUUGGGUAUGUCGUAGACGUCUAAACAGUAUGCAUAGAUAUCCCAUGUGACCUACCUUCUGGGAGUUUUCCAACUGGUCACAUGUCACAUAUAGUUGGAGACGAGAAUGGACGAGAAUGUGGUGGUUUUCAGGAUUUAAUGAGAUCUAGAGUGUUAUGGU
Molecule: messenger RNA, 3517 nt
Organism: Ectocarpus siliculosus
Lineage: Eukaryota; Phaeophyceae; Ectocarpales; Ectocarpaceae
Source: the annotation of a GenBank genome assembly